UGAGUCGCACUCACCAUCCGCUGAUUUACUUCUCACUCGUUACGUUCUCGCGGCCUUGCUGAUGUCCACUAUGGCCUCCCACACCGUCUUCCGCUUGCCUUCCCGCACCAGUGUGACCGACCUGGUUGCAGUAGAGGAACGAAUCCCGUCAAUUUCCAAGCAUGAGGUACUCAUCAAGGUCCGCGCAGUGUCGCUGAACUCCCGGGAUAUUCAAGUGGCCUCGGGAACAUACCCCGCGUAUGUCAAGGAAAACGUCAUCCCCGGUUCCGAUGCGGCAGGGGACAUCAUUUCGGUUGGGGAGGAAGUGCGCGAUUUGGUCAAGGGGGACCGCGUGGUGGUGUCGUUUGACAUUGCUCAUAUGUAUGGGCCCCAGAAGGAUUUCCUCACCGGCCAGGGGGGUGGCGUGGAUGGCGUGCUCGCGCAGUAUAUUGCCCGACCCGCCUCCAGCGUCGUGAAAGUCCCGGCCAGCGCGCCGCAGAGUUACAGCGAACUGGCCUCCCUAGUUUGCACGGGCGUGACCUCCUGGAAUGCUCUCUAUGGGAACAUGCCCCUGAAACCGGGACAGACCGUUCUGGUCCAAGGUACCGGGGGGGUGUCAAUGACGGCGGUCGUGUUGGCUAAAGCAGCCGGAGCGACCACCAUCGUCACCUCCUCCAGCGAUGAGAAGUUGGAGUUUGUUCAGUCCCAUUUUCAGCCGGACCACUGCAUCAACUACCGCAAGACUCCCGACUGGGCAUCCCAGGCGCUGGAGCUGACGGGGGGGAAGGGGGUGGAUCACAUCAUUGAGAUUGGGGGCAUUGGAACCAUUGAGCAGAGCAUUCGGGCCAUUGCGCCGGGCGGCAUCAUCAGCGUGAUUGGAUAUCUCGCGAGUGUCGAUCCUUCUCAACGGCCGGACGUGCCCCUUUUGGCGCUGCUGAAGAAUUGCGUCGUCCGGGGUGUUCUGGUCGGGCCCCGGUGCAUGCUGGAGGAUUUGAUGACGUUUGUCGAUCGUCGGAAGUUGAGAUUCCACAUUGCGAAAGAGUAUGCCUUUACGCGGGAGGAUAUCAUCGCCGCCUAUCAGGCCGUCGAGGCAGGGAAGCACGUCGCCAAGGUGUGCAUUGUGAUGGACUGGCUACGUGGUCCAUGCCGUGAGCUAUAGCCCGUGGAUCAGGAUAGAAUUCUUUCCAAUGAACCCCAGUGUCUGGUUAAGGUUCAUCGGAAUGCCCAGGUA
Molecule: messenger RNA, 1210 nt
Organism: Aspergillus ibericus CBS 121593
Lineage: Eukaryota; Fungi; Ascomycota; Eurotiomycetes; Eurotiales; Aspergillaceae
Product: zinc-dependent alcohol dehydrogenase family protein
Exons: 2
Coding region: 71-1138 (355 amino acids)
Molecular function (GO): oxidoreductase activity
Source: RefSeq, a predicted model, not a curated record